GGGAGAUAUAGACAGAGGAAGAAUCAGAGAUGAAGAAAUUUGUGUUGAGUUUGGAUUUGCAAAAUGACAAGGAUCAACAGAGGAGGGCUUUGAAGACGGUCUCAACCCUUUUUGGAAUCGAUGAAAUCUCCAUCGACCUAAAGGGAAAGAGGUUAAUUGUGAUUGGAACAGUUGACCCUGUAUCUGUUGUUACCAAACUUCGGAAAAAGAACUGGCCAGUCCACAUAAUCUCAGUCGGGCCAGUCAAAGAGCCUGAGAUGCCGAAGGAGGAGGCGAAGAAGGAGGAGCCGAAGAAGGAAGAAGAGGCAAAGGAGGAAGCCAAGGUAGAAGAAAAAAAGGAGGAGCCUAAGAAGGAGGAGGAAGGGAAGAAGGCAGAGCCAGAGCCGGAAAUGAUGCAGAUUAUCAGCACUGCAUUACCGUAUAGGCCAUACAGGCCCUACCAUACUCCGGUGACCACAUACUACCCGGGGCACCACAGCAUGGAAGAGGAUCCGAAUGCAUGCAUUAUAAGUUAAGGUGAUCGUUCCGGGCCCGUUUUCAUACUCCUUGCCAUUGAUUCUUAUAGCCUAGGAUUGAAGUUUUAGUACAUACAAGAAGUUGAAAUAAUGAUUUUGGGUCUCAUUUUUGUUUGGAUUCACAGUGAUUUUUAUUUGUAUUUUCUUGAUGGCAAAUGGUAGAGAGAUCUUGGUUUUCAUAGUUGGAGUCUUGCUGGAAAGGUGCAAGUCUUAAAAUUUCAUUUGUAUGGACAAUUUUUUUUUUUGUGGAGUAAUUUAUUUUUGGUUCGGCCUACAC
Salvia hispanica is the source of this 792-nucleotide messenger RNA. The record is from RefSeq and is a predicted model, not a curated record. Lineage: Eukaryota; Viridiplantae; Streptophyta; Magnoliopsida; Lamiales; Lamiaceae.